Molecule: messenger RNA, 1848 nt
Organism: Penicillium coprophilum
Lineage: Eukaryota; Fungi; Ascomycota; Eurotiomycetes; Eurotiales; Aspergillaceae
Product: pseudouridine synthase DEG1
Exons: 1
Coding region: 1-1848 (615 amino acids)
Biological process (GO): mRNA pseudouridine synthesis; tRNA pseudouridine synthesis
Cellular component (GO): cytoplasm; nucleus
Molecular function (GO): pseudouridine synthase activity; RNA binding
Source: RefSeq, a predicted model, not a curated record
AUGGCGGACAUCACCAACAAGGACCAGCCUGACUACUCGGCCUGGAGUAACACUAGCCUGAUCGCGCGCAUUACAGAGUUAGAGCGCCAGCUUCACUCUCAGACGACUGAGUUUACGGUGCCGGCCGAAGAGCCGUCGCAGAGACCCUGCUCUUCUGCGCCCAUCACCGCCGACGUCCAGGAACCCGCGAUACCUCUUACUGAAUCAUUCAAUACUUCUAAGAAACGACCACACUCUCCUCUAGACAGCGACAGUACACCGGUGGCUGCGCCGUUGCGCUUUGUUAAAGUCCAGAAACCCCCGAAAGCCGAUCGCACUUUUGACCCCUCCAAAUACUCAACGCGAUUCAUUGCGCUCAAGUUUGCAUACCUAGGCCAGGAAUACAAUGGACUCGAACAUACAAAUGGCAAUACCACGCCUCUACCCACAGUCGAAGAGAUUCUUUGGAAGGCACUGAAGCGUACACGGCUCAUCUCCCCUGAGACCACUUCGGAUCUUGAGCCGCCCGAAAGAGAGGCGCGCGUCCCCAUGCGCCCCUACCAUCUUUACUGGGAUGGAUGCGAUUACUCUAAAGCAGGUCGCACGGAUAAGGGCGUGAGCGCUUUCGGGCAGGUUAUUGGAUUGCGGGUCCGCAGUCAACGACCCAUGCCCAAGACCCCCGCUGAGGGCGAGGAUGCGAUGAGCAUUGACUCGGGAUCUACAGAAAAGGAGUGGGAUGAUGUAGCCGAUGAGAUGAACUAUAUCAAUAUUCUGAACAGAGUGCUUCCGGAAGACAUCAGAGUUCUGGCGUGGUGUCCUAACCCGCCGCCUGGUUUCGAUGCCCGCUUCUCCUGCCGUGAACGUCGGUACAAGUACUUCUUCACUAACCCAGCGUUCUCUCCCACUCCCGGGUCCAUUGGGUUCCAGAACCGCGCACAGAAUGGCAAGGGACCACGUGCUGAAUUCCGCGAGGGCUGGCUCGAUAUUGAGGCUAUGCGCGAGGCAGCUAAGCAUUUCGAGGGUUCGCAUGAUUUCCGGAAUUUCUGCAAGUUAGACACCAACAAGCAGAUUGAUAAUUUUGAACGCAUUAUCCAUCACUCUAGUAUCGAAGCUGUCAAUCCCAAGGUCAACCCCGUGGGCUAUGUUGGAAAGACUGGAUUCCAGGCCAAAGAGGGUUGUGUGCCUGAACCGGAUUUGGUGACGCCCGAUACGGUUUCUCAAAGUAUCCCUCAGGUCUACUCGUUUAACCUCCACGGUUCUGCCUUCCUGUGGCACCAGGUGCGGCACAUGGUUGCAAUCUUGUUCCUAGUGGGACAGGGCCUCGAGUCCCCAUCCAUCGUCCCUGAACUGCUGGACAUUGCUAAGAAUCCGCGAAAGCCAACCUAUGCGAUGGCUGACGAUGCUCCCUUGGUCCUCUGGGACUGUAUUUUCCCUGACAUCAAGUCUGGCAGCCGUCUGGAUUCCUUGAACUGGGUCUAUGCUGGUGACAACCCUGCAAACUGCAAGGGAAGUGCCAAGGGUGACAGCAAAUUUGGGAUGCGGGGCACCGUUGAACGGAUGUGGACUGUCUGGAGAAAGCGCAAGAUAGAUGAGAUUCUAGCGGGUGCUCUCCUAGACUUAACUGCCAGCCAAGGCAACCAGAACGUGGAAGACCUCGACGAGCAAUGGCUGAACGCGGGAUAUUCCAAGAGAUCAAAUAGAGGUGCCAAGAUUUGGUAUGGCGGAAACGACACUUCUGUUGGUGGGAAAUAUACCCCUGUCGAUAAGAAGUCCAAGAUGGAGACCGUGGAGGUUCAAAAUGCCAAAGGACUUGUCAUCAAGCAGCGGAGACUAGCAAAGGGCGAUGCUGCAAGGGCUGCACUGGAAUGA